Molecule: messenger RNA, 1019 nt
Organism: Girardinichthys multiradiatus
Lineage: Eukaryota; Metazoa; Chordata; Actinopteri; Cyprinodontiformes; Goodeidae
Product: serine protease 1-like
Exons: 5
Coding region: 22-789 (255 amino acids)
Biological process (GO): proteolysis
Molecular function (GO): serine-type endopeptidase activity
Source: RefSeq, a predicted model, not a curated record
UCCACAUCAAGAAGAACUACGAUGAAGCAUUGCUUUGUCUUCAUUUUGUUGGUUGCAGGUGCUGCAUCAUACAGUGUUGAGAAGAGGAUUAUUGGGAGUAAGUCCUGUGACAAGGACCGGCAGUACCAUGUCCAGAUAGAGUCCACUCAGGGAGGGAAGUCCUGCGGAGGCGCUCUGCUCAACACCCGCUGGGUCAUCACAGCUUCUCACUGCGCAGAGCAGGAAGUCAAAGUGAAGCUUGGCUUAAACAAUGAUGUGUCCAUUGUUACAAAAGCUUUUUCUUGGCUCAAAGGGAACUCCAAAAAACAUGAGCAAACCAUUCCAACUAAACAGCAGCACACCUUUAAAGAUGACGAGGGAAAAGCCCAUGACAUUAUGCUCAUACAGCUGAAUGAGGACAUGUCAGCCAAACUUCCCACCAUCGGCCUCCCUUCAGGAGAUUGUACAAAGCUAGAGCCAAACAAAAAUGUGAUGAUUGGAGGCAUGGGAGCAAGGGCAAAAGGGGGUAAACCGGUUGGUGAAGUGAGAUGUGCUACCACAGUGAUCUCUCAGUGUGGUGAGAAUGAUAAACCUGACAGUAAGUACAGCAGCGGCGAAUCUACGAUCUGUGCCUUCAAACCUGGAGUGGAGUCCUGCUUUGGCGAUGCAGGCUCAGCUGUGGAGUAUGAAGGAAAAUUACAUGGAGUCAUUGUUAGCCAGCCUGUGGACAUGUGUGCUCAGCAUAUUGUAAUGCUGGACAUCUGUCACUACAUGCAAUGGAUUGAUAAAACCAUGAGGGAGAACCCAUGAGUACUCUCUCCAGAGAUCGUAUGUAAUAAUUAUAAGAAACUACCCUAUCAACUUCUUUAUUUGUGCAUUUUAAUUAUACUGUAUACGUUUAUUGAGGCAUCAUAUUAGUGUUUAUUUAGUUCCAAUGUGCAAUCCAGACAUGUGAAAAAUAAGAUUUAAGACUAUAUUAAAAUACAAUGCUUUUGUUCAACUCUCCAUCUUACAACUAUCAUUAUCUCAUAAAUAAAGAU